GACUCAACGAUGUCAAUAGAUGACCUUCGUGGAAUGUUACCAUCGACGUUUACAGUUGAAGGUUCAGCAGGAUUGCUUACAAGAUUGUCAAUUGGUGGUAUUUGGUCUCGUGAGAACAUUGUUAUAAAAUCCAGUAUAAGUGAAUUUGCUGAAGAAUCUAUAUUAUGUCUUUCAAACUAUAUGUAUUCGCCGCCGAAGCAUUAUAGUAUAACAAACUUUGUCAGUAAGUUUAAUAUAAGACUUGUCGAACCUUCUUCAAUGAAAGAUGUUGUGCUACCUAAAGAUGGAAAGGAUGGACUCAUUAUUGAAAUGAUUUUAAUAGCAUAUUAA
Messenger RNA from Trichomonas vaginalis G3, 330 nucleotides. RefSeq lists its product as uncharacterized. The transcript has a single exon. The record is from RefSeq and is a predicted model, not a curated record. The annotation marks the transcript as partial. NCBI's taxonomy places the organism in Eukaryota, Parabasalia, Trichomonadida, Trichomonadidae.